UGCCCGGGAAUCUAGGGUGUUACAAGGACCAUGGAGAGCCACCUUUGACUGGCACCAGCGAGACCUCCAAUAAACUUACUAUCCAAACCUGCAUCAGUUCCUGCCGAAGUCAGCAAUUUAAGUUUGCAGGCAUGGAAUCUGGUUAUGCUUGUUUCUGUGGAAAUAAUCCUGACUAUUGGAGAUAUGGAGAGGCAGCCAGUACGGAAUGCAACAGUGUUUGCUUUGGAGACCAUACUCAGCCUUGCGGUGGGGAUGGCAGAGUCAUUCUUUUUGACACCCUUAUUGGUGCCUGUGGAGGGAAUUACACUUCUGCUACAGCUGUGAUCUAUUCCCCAGAUUUUCCUGACACAUACGGCACAGGCAAAGUCUGUUACUGGACUAUACAAGUUCCAGGAGCAUCUCGAAUCCACUUCAGCUUUGCCCUUUUUGAAAUCAAAGAUGCUACAGAUAUGGUGGAAUUGCUGGAUGGCUAUACCUAUCAUGUUCUAGCUCGUUUUAAUGGCAAGAAUCGGCCUCCUCACACCUUUAAUAUCUCUUUGGAUUUUGUAAUUUUGUACUUUUUCUCAGAUGAAAUCAAUCAAGCCCAGGGAUUUGCUAUCAGAUAUAGAGCUGUGAAGGACAAUGUGCAUCAAAACAAGAUUCCAACGAAUCAGACCAUGUCAGAGAAGAUAAAUGAACAAGCAAAUCUCAGCAUCAAUGCAGCCCGGUCAUCAAAGAUACUUUAUGUCAUCACAACCAGCCCAAGUCAUCCUAGUAGCUCCAUGCCUGAGUGGACAAUAUACAGUCUCACAGCACUGCUAAUCCUAAGUGUUACAGCCAUAAUAGCAAAGAUAUUUCUGCACAUAACCAUGAGAUCCCAUCAGAUAUCAUCUGCAACUGAAACAGAAGAUUCCAAUGAGGUUACUACUGGUGAGAUCUGGAGUAUAUUUUAUCAGCCAUCCACAUCAAUAUUUAUCUUCAAGAAAAAGCUUCGAAGUCAACAAGAUGAUUGCAACCCACUAGUGGGAAACUGA
Molecule: messenger RNA, 1013 nt
Organism: Tauraco erythrolophus (red-crested turaco)
Lineage: Eukaryota; Metazoa; Chordata; Aves; Musophagiformes; Musophagidae
Source: RefSeq, a predicted model, not a curated record